GCCAACUUCCUACCAAUUGUUACAACAUACCACCACCACCUUGAAUACCAUGAACACCACCCCCACCGUCGAAUCUCCAGCCACAUCGAACAAACAGCAUCAGCUCGAAGAAUGGGGGGCUCAUUGCUCACUGCCAAGCUGUAACUUGCUCGACUUUUUACCGCUAAAGUGUCCAGAAUGCCAUAAAACGUUUUGCUCAAGCCAUUAUAAACCUUCGCUCGUCAGCUCAGAUUUGGACCAUCUCUGUGAACCACUGGUCUUGAAAACGAAGGAGAAAGAAAAUUUACCCAAGCCGACUAGGAUACCCAACUCACUGGGAGCAAACCAGACGAAGAAAUGUUCAUACAUCAAAUGCAAGACGCUGAUGUUAGCACCCAUCAGUUGUCCCCAUUGUCAGCUCACAUACUGUCCCAGUCAUCGUCUCGAACAGGACCAUUUAUGUCAAUCCUUCACUUCUUCUUCUUCUUCAUCAUCGGGCAAUGGGACGAAGAAUCCUGGAAAGAAUUCGAAUUACGCGGAUCUCCUCAAGAAUUAUUUGAGCAAUCCAGUCGACUCCCAAUCCCUCAAAUCGUCUAACCCCCACCAUCAUCCUCCGUCCACUUCAUCGUCUGCUUCAAAAACCUCGUCCCUCGAUCCUCAUCAUUCGUCAACCGAUCCUAACAAUCCUUUCUCACUCAAACAACAUCUCUCCAAGAUUAAAUCUAGUCAACGCUCGAAGGCUGAACUCCAAUCCCAACAGAAAGCGCUCGAGUUUCGGAUCAAGAACCAAUUGUUGACUGAGAAAGACAAACAAGAGAUCCACAGGUUGAAUGAAGAAAAGCGGCAGAAACAGACCCUCAAAGCCUCUUCCGGACCCAACCCGAAAGCCCCUCCUUCAUCAACGUCAUCUUCGAACGACUGUUGUAUCGUCUAGAGUAGAACCCUCCCCCCUGAUGUAUCCUCCUUCCUUAAUAUUGUUGUCCACCCCUCUCCUUUUCUGGCUGUUUGUCCUUCGUCUUUCCAUCUGGCCGAUAAUACCACCCUUAUCCUCGUUCUUCAAUUAAUAUUGUAACUCUUUUCUUUUGAUCUGUUUGUCAUCUAUCCUUGUGUGCUUUGGAUGCAUGUAGAUUUGUAUCGUUAUCCACAUUGUACUACAUUUAGCUUAUCUUCGGAAGAAUACCUUUAUCAUCUUAAAUCGAUUCGGAAAUAUGUAGAUAUAUGUAGACCCGAGAUCUCUUGGAUACAUACUUUCGGAACCUCUUGUAUACAUAAAUAAUAAUCAUCCACUUCUUUAUUCGCGAACUCUUGGACACGUACAUACAUCGAUUUGAAGCCCUCGGAU
Puccinia graminis f. sp. tritici CRL 75-36-700-3 is the source of this 1321-nucleotide messenger RNA. RefSeq lists its product as uncharacterized. Gene Ontology annotation, cellular component: cytoplasm. Bases 50 to 913 code for a protein of 287 amino acids. NCBI's taxonomy places the organism in Eukaryota, Fungi, Basidiomycota, Pucciniomycetes, Pucciniales, Pucciniaceae. The record is from RefSeq and is a predicted model, not a curated record. The transcript has 4 exons. Gene Ontology annotation, molecular function: zinc ion binding.